AUGUCCACAUCCACUGCAACUGAGUUGUAUAGUCAAGGAACAGACGCCAGAAAUAGAUCCAUUCAUGAGCGUCACCACCAACGAACUUCAUCAACAGUAGAAGAGUUGCUUAUUGAGAAAUUAGACUACUUUGUAUCGUCUAUUGAAGCUAGACUAAACAAUUUUGACAUAUUCUUUAAAUGGAAAGAGGCCCAUGCUGAUGAUGACAAUGACAAUGACCAUGAUCUUGCUGAUUACAAUGAUAAACCUAUUAAAACUACUACAAAUAUUUACCAUACCAGUGCUGAAUAUAGUUCUGGCAAUUUGCUUUCAUCUCGUAGUAGAAGCGAUUCAACCGCAAGCUUGCAAAGUUUAAAAGAACUUUCCAUCAUCAAGUUGAAUUUGAUUAGAGAUCGAUUAAGAUUGAUCAAAAAAAGUGUCCUAAGUAAAGGAUUUACCAAUGUUGAAUUCUUGUAUAAUUUGUUGGCUGAUCAGUAUGACUAUUUGUUCAAUUCAGUGGUUGACCCAUCUAUGGUGAUGGAUGAUGAUGAAAUUGGUAGCCAUGAGAAACCCAUGAAAGAGAGUAGCACCUCUUCCCCCCUUUCAUCACCCUCCCCACGUGAAGUACUUUCCAACAAACUCAUUGAUAUUAUCUACUACUUUGACCAGAAAUUAACAAAUAUUGACGAUUACCUACGCGAAAAGAAUGCUAUUGUUGAAGGUGGUAUUAAAGAUUUACAAGAAAAUGGCGCUUCAGAACAACCACAUUUCAUCAAUUUACGUUAUUUCAAUUUCAAUCGAGCAUUGAAGAAUGCCGCUAGGAACAAGUAUGUCCAUUAUUAUGAAUUACCAUUGAUGUGGCGAGAAAAUAAAUAUAUCAUCCAAGGGUAUCGAUUUUCAUUAAAGCAUAGUGAAAUGUGGAAACUGAUAUUUGCCUGGCAUAAUGAAACAAUGAAUAUUUGGUCGCAUUUGGUUGGUGUUGGCGUGGUGCUUUAUAUCGCCUUGGUGCAGUUCCCAUCAACUACGGUAUUUGAAGUCAUGAGUAAAGGAGAUAAAUUAUUCAUGUACUUGUUUCUCGUUGCUGCUUUGGGUUGUUUGGUUUCGUCUUCCACUUGGCAUACAUAUUCAUGCUUUGCUCAUUACCCCAGCCGAGCUAAUUUCGCGUGCAUUGACUACUCGGGUAUUACUUUGCUCAUCACCUGUUCGGUAAUUGCUAUUGAGUAUUGUGCAUUGUAUAAUUACCCCAAUUUAUCAUUGGCAUUCAUCAUAUUCACCAUGGCAUGUGGUUUGGGUGGAUUUGCGUUCAAUUGGAGUCCAUAUUUCGAUAAACCUGAAUGCCGUCCAUUGCGUAUUGGAUUCUUUAUCGGGUUAUCAUUUUCAGGAUCAACGGCGCUUCUUUGUCAAUCAUGGUACUAUGGGCCCUGGCAUGCAUUGUGGUUUGUGCUACCGUUAUUUUACAAGAGUUUUGCCUGGUACUUGUUGGGAGUUGUGUUUUAUGGUGGGUUGAUCCCAGAGAGGUGGAGAUUCGAUGUGAUUAUUGAAGAGAAUAAUGCUGUUGGUGCUGGAUGUCAUCAUCAUUAUGAUGCUAUUGAUGUGAUUGAAGAUAAAGUGGGGCAUGCUGGUGAAGAAGAAAUUGACCAAAUUGAGCUGGAAUUGUUGGAGUUGGAACUGCAUAGGUUGCAAAAGGUCAAAGAUGCAUUAGCGCCAGCUAAAGCUUCAGAUGAAGCAGAAUUAUCUGCUGAUAAUGUUGAACAUGACAGUGGCACUGACCUCGAUGACAACGAUAAUGAAGAAGAAGAAGAAGAAGAAGAAGAAGAGGAAGAAGAUGACGAUUUCAAACGCUUGGUUAAAAAGCAUUUCAAAAAGGAACCAACAAAGACGCCCUAUGCGAACAAGUUUAUGAGUUUGUGGUGGGUUGAUUAUUUCAUGGCCAGUCACAACAUUUGGCACAUUUGUGUCUUGUUGGGUAUCUUGGGUCAUUACUCAUGCCUAGUGCACAUGUUUAAUGAAAUCAAGGGUAUUUUGAAGUAG
Lodderomyces parapsilosis is the source of this 2010-nucleotide messenger RNA. RefSeq lists its product as uncharacterized. Gene Ontology annotation, molecular function: signaling receptor activity. The transcript has a single exon. The coding region runs from base 1 to 2010 and encodes 669 amino acids. Gene Ontology annotation, cellular component: membrane. The record is from RefSeq and is a predicted model, not a curated record. Lineage: Eukaryota; Fungi; Ascomycota; Pichiomycetes; Serinales; Debaryomycetaceae.